This is a messenger RNA of Centruroides sculpturatus (bark scorpion), 2282 nucleotides long. RefSeq names its product glycogen phosphorylase-like. Bases 75 to 2255 code for a protein of 726 amino acids. Lineage: Eukaryota; Metazoa; Arthropoda; Arachnida; Scorpiones; Buthidae. The record is from RefSeq and is a predicted model, not a curated record. Gene Ontology annotation, biological process: glycogen catabolic process. Gene Ontology annotation, molecular function: pyridoxal phosphate binding; glycogen phosphorylase activity. Gene Ontology annotation, cellular component: cytoplasm. The transcript is spliced from 15 exons.
UGGGUGACUGAGGUCAAAGGAGUACCAGACGAUCUCCUGAAGGUUAAAGGAGAAAUCGUCCUGACUCCGGAGAAAUGGCACAGCCUUUGUCAGAUCACGACAAAAAGAAGCAGAUUAGUGUGAAGGGAAUUGCACAGGUAGAAAAUGUAACUAAUAUUAAAAAGUCAUUUAAUCAACAUGUGCAUUAUACGUUAGUUAAAGAUCGAAAUGUCGCGACUCCCAGAGAUUAUUAUUUCGCAUUGGCUCACACUGUCAAGGAUCAUUUAGUUAGUAGAUGGAUCAGAACCCAACAGCAUUACUAUGAAAAAGACCCAAAACGUGUAUAUUAUCUUUCAUUGGAAUAUUACAUGGGAAGAUCCCUUACCAAUACUAUGGUGAACCUGGGUAUACAAAGUGCAUGUGAUGAAGCCAUUUAUCAGUUAGGGCUUAAUAUUGAAGAAUUGGAAGAUGUUGAAGAAGAUGCUGGAUUGGGCAAUGGUGGUCUUGGAAGAUUAGCAGCUUGCUUUUUAGAUUCUAUGGCAACUUUGGGUCUUGCAGCUUAUGGCUAUGGCAUACGUUAUGAAUAUGGUAUUUUUGCUCAGAAAAUUAAAAAUGGUGAACAGGUUGAAGAACCAGAUGAUUGGCUAAGGUUUGGAAAUCCUUGGGAAAAAGCUAGACCUGAAUAUAUGCUUCCAGUAAAUUUUUAUGGUCGUGUUGAACAGACAGAAACUGGCUGUAAAUGGGUUGAUACCCAGAUUGUUUUUGCUAUGCCUUAUGACAGUCCAAUACCAGGUUUUCGUAAUAAUGUAGUAAAUACAAUGCGCUUAUGGUCUGCAAAAUCUCCUAAUAGUUUUAAUCUUCGAUUUUUCAACAAUGGUGAUUAUAUUCAAGCAGUAUUAGAUCGAAACUUUGCAGAAAAUAUAUCAAGAGUUCUGUACCCUAAUGAUAAUUUCUUUGAAGGCAAGGAAUUGAGGUUAAAACAAGAAUAUUUUAUGGUAGCUGCAACAUUGCAAGAUAUUUUCAGACGUUUUAAAUCUGCAAAAUUUGGAAGCAGAGAUCCUGUAAGAACAUCGUUUGAAACUUUUCCUCAUAAGGUUGCAAUCCAGUUAAAUGAUACCCAUCCUUCUUUGGCAAUUCCUGAACUUAUGCGCAUAUUGAUGGACAUUGAAGGACUUUUAUGGGAUAAGGCUUGGAAAAUUACUGUGGAGACUUGUGCUUACACUAAUCAUACUGUUCUUCCUGAAGCUUUAGAAAGAUGGCCUGUACAUAUGUUAGAACGUAUAUUACCUCGCCAUCUUCAAAUUAUUUAUGAAAUCAAUUCCAGACAUUUACAAGAAGUUGCUGCAAAAUUCCCAGGAGAUAUGGAUCGGCUUAGAAGAAUGUCACUGAUUGAGGAAGGACAUGAAAAGAGAGUUAACAUGGCUCAUCUUUCUAUAGUUGGAGCUCAUGCAGUUAAUGGUGUAGCAUUUAUUCAUUCAGAAAUUCUUAAAAAAGAUUUAUUUAAAGACUUUUAUGAAAUGACACCUCAUAAAUUCCAAAACAAGACAAAUGGGAUUACACCAAGACGUUGGUUAUUAUUAUGCAAUGUUAGUUUAGCUGAUGCAAUUGCAGAACGUAUUGGAGAAGAAUGGAUAACUCAUUUGGAUCAAUUAAAACUGUUAAAACCUCUUGUAAAUGAUGAUAAGUUUGUUCGUACAAUUCAUACAAUAAAACAGGAAAAUAAAAUGAAAUUAGCUGGUUUAAUACAAAAAGACUAUGGAAUAACUGUAAAUCCCUCUUCUAUGUUUGACAUCCAAGUUAAAAGAAUCCACGAGUAUAAACGUCAAUUACUUAAUUGUCUUCAUAUAAUAACCAUGUACAAUCGAAUCAAACGUAAUCCAAAUGCUCCGAUUGCUCCAAGAACUGUUAUGAUUGGAGGAAAGGCUGCACCAGGCUAUCAUACAGCUAAACAGAUUAUUAAAUUAAUAUGUGCUAUUGGAAAUGUUGUCAACAAUGAUCCUGUUGUUGGAGAUAAACUUAAAGUUAUAUAUUUGGAAAACUAUAGAGUUACACUUGCUGAACAAAUUAUUCCUGCUGCUGAUUUGAGUGAACAGAUUUCAACUGCUGGUACAGAGGCUUCUGGCACAGGCAACAUGAAAUUUAUGUUAAAUGGUGCUCUUACAAUUGGUACAUUAGAUGGUGCAAAUAUAGAAAUGGGUGAAGAAAUGGGAUCUGAAAACAUUUUUAUUUUUGGAAUGACUGUGGAAGAGGUAGAAGCACUUAAACAAAGAGGGUAAGAUUGCUAAUGUCCAAUUAUUGGGCUG